GAUUGCGAAUGCGCUGCAAGCAAAGCUUAACGAAAUUAACGCCGAAGAGUCAAAUUGGGAUUGGGAAAUCUGCUAGACAAAUACACCAGCUUUGGUUGUUUCUCAUGACAGGCUUGCCCUCGUAGUUUAGUCCUGUUUAGCUUGUUCAGCAGCAUCACAGAUCUGGCCUAUCGUGCUGAUUCUACUAGCAUCACAAAGCUCAAAACACGACUAGAAACUGCUUCGCAUGGGUCUCGGCAUGGGAACCAUUCUCACCAUGCAAAUUUGCAAUACAACUCUGGGGUGGGGACGUUUUUACAGUCGAUAUAUUGGCUACGAUGAUUAUUUUUUUCCGCACUUAGCAGUACAACUACAACGUCAACGGGAAUAAACAAGUAGAAUGGACGAAAAACAAAAAUGCCAUUAAACAAAAAUCAAAAUGCCAAAAUGUAUUUCUGUGAUGUGCGUAUAGAAUAAAUGGAAGCUCGAGUUCCAUUCAGUUCGUCUCUACGUUUGUUGAAAUUGAAAAAGGAAAACUACUCCUACACGAUGGACCUCCACAAAGAUGCUUUAUGUUUUGCUAGUUUUGGAAGACACAUUCACAUUCACACAUUAUAUCAACAAACGCCAGCGCUUUACAAUUGCAUCCCCCGACGGGCGGGAAAGUGCUGGCUUUUGUUUCGUUUUGUUUUGAAAAAUGAGCUCCUUCCUGCUCUAGUGCUUGCAGUAGAUGCAGCUGCGACGCUGGAGAUAACGGUUGGCUUUGCUACUAUCGAACCCCGGAGAAGUAGAGCGAGAGGGGGACAUUACCCCUCGCAGGAGACAGUCAGAGCUCAAGCGAGCUUCUCUGGAUAAUUGAAAGGGGAAGGUAGAGGCACAGUGUCCGCAGAAGCAGCGCCGUGAUUCGUAGUCGUUUUAUUUAUUACAUUCUGCUAUAUUGGAGGAUUUCAAAUAGUUGCUUAUUCCGAUUCCUUUUCGUGCUAAACAGCUCGCGUCAUGAUAUGUCAACUAUUUGCUUGCAUAUUUCUAAUGAAUACAUCUUCCGCUCUCUCCAUUCAGCUCAACACAGCCAUUCUGAAUCAACCCUGAUUUUAUCGGGCGUUAGAUGAUGGUAGCAAACACAAAAGGGGUCAAAACUCAAAAGACUUGAUGGCUUCCUUGUCUCGGAAGCACGGCAGGCGCGGAUAAGGAAACUUUUCAAGGUUUACCUUUAUGCCCACCAUGCAUUUGCAUGUGUAAGAUACAGAUUGGCUCGUGUUGUGUCGUCAAAGCAUUAUUUACUAUUCGAUAAGGGAGGCAUUGCUUUACAUUUGUCGAAGGAGAUGAAAUCUCCUUCUUCGCGCCCUGGUUUUUUGUUUGUGACACAGAAAAAUGAUCGCAGAGGGCACUACAAUUGUAGACGAUGAGCAUGAUCGAAAUUAUCACAUUCGCCCCGCACUCAUAAAGCCGGCACUUUUACUUCCGGAAAAAAAAAUGCGGAAUUUUGGACGAAAAAAAAGAAACAAGCAGAUGAAGGUCGUGUGAGAAUACUUAGUUCUUGCGUGUAUGAUUGAAAGAGG
This is a messenger RNA of Amoebophrya sp. A120, 1538 nucleotides long. NCBI's taxonomy places the organism in Eukaryota, Dinophyceae, Syndiniales, Amoebophryaceae. The record is from the annotation of a GenBank genome assembly.